Molecule: messenger RNA, 896 nt
Organism: Nymphaea colorata (pocket water lily)
Lineage: Eukaryota; Viridiplantae; Streptophyta; Magnoliopsida; Nymphaeales; Nymphaeaceae
Product: transcription initiation factor TFIID subunit 9
Exons: 2
Coding region: 221-757 (178 amino acids)
Biological process (GO): RNA polymerase II preinitiation complex assembly; DNA-templated transcription initiation
Cellular component (GO): transcription factor TFIID complex; SAGA complex
Molecular function (GO): transcription coactivator activity; protein heterodimerization activity; RNA polymerase II general transcription initiation factor activity
Source: RefSeq, a predicted model, not a curated record
ACGCGUCCAGCAACGAUAGAAACAGGACGAGGGCGAUCGGCGGUGCAAGGGGUGCAGCCAGAGCAGCGUGGGGCGAACCAAUCUGAGAGAUUGAGAGAGUAGCAUAUUCUCGGGGUGGGUGCACUGCAGGGUGGACGAUUUCAAAACGGGGCUCCUCCAUUGAUGAGAUAGAUAAGAUCUCCACAUACACGCACAGAGAGAGAGAGCAAGAGAGAGAGAUAUGGCGGAGGAAGGAGAGGAGCCGAGGGAUGCGAAGGUGGUGAAGUCGCUGCUGGAGUCGAUGGGCGUGCAACAAUACGAGCCAAGGGUGGUCCACCAGUUCCUGGAGCUUUGGUACAGGUAUGUCGUCGACGUUCUCACAGACGCCCAGACCUACUCGGAGCAUGCCGGUAAGCCGUCCAUCGAUUGUGACGACGUUAAGCUCGCUAUUCAGUCGAAGGUCAACUUCAGCUUCUCCCAGCCCCCUCCCCGUGAGGUUCUCCUUGAAUUGGCCCGCAACAGGAACAAAAUUCCUUUGCCAAAAUCGGCUUCUGGCCCUGGCAUCCCGUUGCCUCCAGAACAAGAUACAUUGAUCAGCCCAAACUACCAGCUUGCGCUCCCCAGGAGACAGGCCAACUCGGUUGUUGAAGAGACGGAAGAGGAGGAUGAUGCAGAAAAAACCAAUGCCGUGAAUCCAAAUGUCUCACAAGACCAAAGGCUUGAACAACAAUCUCAUCAAAAGGUCUCUUUCGCUCUUCCUGGUAAACGCUUCAAGUGAACUUUUGACACUUGCACACUUUCUUUUUCUCCUCCCCUUCUAGAUGUGCAAUCGACAAGGGGCAGAUUCGGAAGAAAUGCUCUUAUAUUAUAAUGUAUCGUCGUUCGUUAUGCUGUAUUUGGAUGAUUUAUUCUUCUUU